GAGGUUAUGAAGGCGGCUUGUAGAAAGCAGUUCGUUACUUGGUCUGCUGUAUUCCCGGUCUUCUAUCCUAACUCUAAAUUCCAGUUGAUCAAUAACUUAAGUGAUUUCGAGUCAUCUUCCUUUUUUUGUCGACAUUUCUUCGAAAAUGUAUUUCAAUUUGGAGUCCAUACCUGCUACCGCCGAUAAAAUCAUUGUUUCUGGAUUGGACAGGACACACGAUCCAAUUGUCAAAAAACAAAUUACCUUCAAAGUUGAGGAAAAACGCUUCGUUACCGCCCGGAUGUCAAUAACUCAUGGAACUGAUGGAAUUACAAAGGCAUGUGGAAACGUUCGUCUCAAUAAUUUUGCUCACCGUGCUGAAUGUGCUGAUAUUGAUGUUGAGAUCGGUUCAAACCAGAUGGUUUCCAAGUAAUUUUUACUCCUGAUAAACUCAUCGUACAUUGUGUAGCUUCUUGUUCCGUACUUUUCUACUAGCACUUUAUCGUUAUGAAUAAAAAGAACCAACUCCAUGAUCGUCAGUGGUCCUGUGUUACACGACACAUAGUGAUUUCAUGAAUUACCAGGAAUGUCAUUAGUCCUUGAUUUCUAUGCUAUCUUAACCAGUGAUCGUGUAAGAGUUUAUUGAACGAAAUCGGUGACCAUACGUCAAAAAAGGGGUAGCACGUAUCAGUUUAUGCUGCCUGUGUUACUGAGUAUUUUGAAGCGGUAUGUUGAGCCCUCGUUAUUUUCGUAGUAUUUUCACAUUCAGUAAAAAUAUCACCACUGAACAUCGAUACUAUGUGCUUAAAAGAGGUUAAAUCUUGGUUCCGAUAGGGCAAAAAUGUUUUGUAAUAUAUAUUUUAUAAUGUAAAUCAUAUCGGCACUUCAGUAGUCCGGAUAGACUUUAAGUGUUAUUACUGUUCGAGAAAAUUCUAACUUGAUGUAGUCCCACAAAAUGGUUAAAUUGUUUCGGCAUACAAUUCUUGAGUCAAAUAUUUUAUAUUCAUAUGACAUUUUCUUUGUCAGAUAUGCUUAAGUGGCAAAAUUCCUCGAGUUUUCCAUAUGAUAUAUAUACUUCUUUGUUAUUACUUCAACCCUUCGUUUUGUUCUCAAAAGUAUUCUGUUUCUUACCAUAAUAUAUACUUCAUGUGCCUUACUUUCCUUGAUUUUGAUAUUUUAAGUACACGUCUUUGCAUUUGUAUAUUGAAUCUUAUGUGUCACUACUAAGUUUCUUGUGUCUGACACUCUUGAAAACUACACUCAAAGGCAAGAAGCAACGUUAAUCCUCCACAUAUAAUUUAAAAUGAUUAUAAUUUACUAAGAGAGCAAUUGUUAAUGAAUACGGGUAAGUCACGUGGCACUAACUGAUACCGUUGAAGAUACACUGAAAAUAGAAUAUCGAACUUUGAAUAAGUCAGUAAACAAGGUUCUCUAUCAGUCAGUUUGUGAAUUCUGGAGUUGAUCUGUUGAGAAAUAUUAUCUUUGAAGACCCCAUAUCCCCGAAAUCUUUCGCGAGAGAUAUACACUUGUGAUGCGAAAUAUGUGGAACUCCUCUUUCUUUAAUUAAAUAUAUUCGUUCAGCUAACACUAUGUCACAUCAUGACAACGGAGGUAAAUAUGAAACAUCUGCUCUUAAUUAAUUUUGGUGGAGAUGCAAUGAAAAUAGAAUACCGGACUUCACACUGAGUAAGUCGGUUGACAAGGUUUUCUAUCAGCCAGUCAUUUCUUAUAUUCUUCUGUAGAAACGAUUUGUGGCGAUUGUUAUCCCUAAGCGUAAAGAAAAAUCCGUUCCAUUCAACUCCUUCGUUAUCCACCAACUGUAACGAGAUUAUUGUUCUAAUCUUUCCAACCCUAAAGUCUCUCAUAACAGGGUGGUGGAGAAAAAAUGUUAAACUAUUCCCCAAAAAUCACCAUCUAAAUGUGAUUAGAUUAGCACAGUAUUGAUUUGAUUUGAUUGUUCAAUGCCACAUAUUUAUUUGAUUAUUUUGAUCAUGAUGAUUACCUUAAAGAAGUCCAGACAAGUUUGGCGGACGAAAUGUUGAAAUUGUAUAGAUUUCAAUCGCUGAGAUCGUUUCAAAUAUAGUUUACACUUUUAAUGACGUCUUGUCCUUUUAAUUCAGCAUUUAAUCUUUUUUGAAAUAUCUAAAUAUAUAUUGUCUGAAUAUUCAGCUACACUGAUGAAAACCUAGCUAGCGCGUCCAAUAUUCUUUGAAGAUAAUGCGCUACAAACUAGAGCCCUUCUUUUACCGUGGUUCGAAAUUUCGUUGUACUCUUAUGGAAAAGCUACUGUUAUGGGAGAACUAAAGACAUUUGGCUGAUUACAACCUUUUUAUUGUAGAUUCAAAAUUUCACUGUGUUUUUUGGAUGUAUUUGUUUUACCCAACUUCUGAACUUGUUUGUUUAUAUCAUUAGUUUUGGACAUUUUGGUUUCUUUUGUCUUUGGUUUGGUAUUUGGGAGUGUUUGCUCCGACAACCUACAAAAUUGAAGGGUUUUUUUAAUUGUUAUAAUUAUUGUUGUUAGAACGACAUUUAGGUCGACUUUUUGUACAUUGCGAAUAAACUUUGGUACUUA
Molecule: messenger RNA, 2551 nt
Organism: Schistosoma margrebowiei
Lineage: Eukaryota; Metazoa; Platyhelminthes; Trematoda; Strigeidida; Schistosomatidae
Source: the annotation of a GenBank genome assembly